CUGACCCUUCUUUUUAUUUUGGUAAGGGUUUCUGGGUGAUAACUUGUGCUAUUGAAUUGGGAGUUGUGUACCACUUCCUGCAGCAUCACAGAGCUUCGGUGAAACCCAAACCCCUUCUGUGUUACCAUCAUGUGCCUCCCCCAGCAGAAUGCUGUUAGAGAUUUGCUUUUGAUUUGAUGUCUGCUGCAGACAGCAGUACUGACUGGUGUUGGAGUAAACUGCUGCAGGGUGAGUCUGAAGAUAGCUCCUGCCCAUGGGAACGUGUGUCAUGUUUGUUUUUCUGGGCAGUGAAGCAGAUGUAACUGUACUUGUGCUGUGAGUAAAGAUGCUUUUCAGGAGGAGAGUGUCUGCACUGUGCAGGUGCUUUUUUAAAAAAACAAAAUACCACUUUUCCUUUAAGAUUACUGUGUGGCACACCCACAAGAACUCAUACUGCUCUGCAGUAAAGACAAGAUUGUAGUUAGGAUGAGUUAACAACUACCCUCCUUUUCAUUAUGAACAGUGCCCUGAUCUGAAGUGGUUGGCUUUUGUGGUUCCUUCCCUCAGAGCAGGGAAGCUCAGUGUUCUGCAGCUCCUCCUGUCAGGUACAGAGAGGCUCUGCUCCUAUCCUGCCUUCUCCUGUUGUCCUUGAUUUUGGGGUUUGCUUGGGUUUAAUUCAUGCCUGGAUCAUCUGGCACCAACCUGGUGACAGUUUAGUAUUUGGAGGAUGGAAAACGAGGUGAGGAUUUCUCUUAUUCAAUGGGUGUUACUGAGUCCUGGAUCAUUUACCUUUUUUUUUCUGGGGCUUGCUAAUGAGGAAACAUUUAGGGAGCUUUCAUAUUUCAUGCUUAGUGCUUUUGAUUGUAUUGAACUUGUACUUAAAUAGCAAAAAUGGAAAGGGGAAGAGGAUGUGGGAUAAGGCUUCUGUUGAAACAAAAGGAAAAGUUGGCCAGUGCAGUGACAUAAAGCCAAUGGUGAUAGGUGGGAUGGCUGAGAUCCUGUGUGAAGGAUUUUUGAGUGCUGGUGUCACAUAGAUGACAAUUUAAAAUGGGCUCUGUCUGCCUGUAAGCACCCAGCCAGCUGCAGUGGGGUACAGUGCAGGAUUAAUGAGGUUAGAGGCAUGUGUUAUUGCCAUGUAAGCAGACAGCACAGAAAUUGGUGUGAGAAUCCAGCUGCAGAGGUGAAGAGGAGUGUGAAAUGUGCUCACUGUGGAGAUGGGCUUGAAGCUCUGAGUGUCUCUCUGUUGCCUUGUAGAGGCUUAAGUCAUCACUGAAUCACUUCCUAUAUUUAAGAUCAUACUUCAGUAGCAAUGGGGGGGGAAAAAAAAAAUCAGCUCUUCAGUUUAACGUGUUCAUCUGCUGCCUGAGCAAAACCCAAGUACCCCUAAUGCUGGAAGCCCCCCCUUCUUUUUGGGGGAGGAGAGAAGGAUGACAGCGCUGCCAGAACCCAGCUGGCACUAAGAACACAAAGACUUUUAAAACACGAGUUUCUGACUUGCCAAAAGCUGUCAGAUGCAAACUUGGGCCCUUCUGUUCCUUCAUUUUAGUUCUUUCCAUGGCUUCUGCUGUGAGCAUAAAUGGAGCUUAACUCCUCGGAGAGGAGUUCUGAGUUGGGAGUGAAGCUCGGGGAUGUGAGUACUGAGGGAGGAGGAGGAAAACAGCCAUUGUGCUCAGGCGGGAAGGUGGAAAAAGCCACUUAAAAAUGACUACACGAGCUCAUAGCUGCCUUACUAGAUACUCUUUGAUUCAGGAGCGAGCUACAAAAAGCCUUAUUUGGGCUGCAAGGGUGAUAGGAGUAAGGGAGAGGGAUAAUGACAUAAAUGAAGGAAUAAUACAAGAGGCUUUCCGAUAGGCGGAGGCCGAGGGCUGCUCUCCCGCUGCCCCUCCGCACCACGCGGGGCGGCGGCGUUUCCCGACGGGGCGGAGCGGAUCCGGUGCUGGGGCGGCCGCUGCGGGGGCUCCGUCGGAAUCGGUGCUCCGAGGAGAGCUCAGCAGAGCUUUUCCUGGCUGAGCCAUACUUGAAGUGACUGAACUUGGCAGGAGCUGAGGCUUAAAGCAGCACCGGAGCUGGGCUGGUUUCUUCCCAACUUGUCUGAGCAAGAGCAGGUGCUUUUGAGCAACAAGAGCUGCAGUGUGGCUGCACCAUGGCAGCGGUGGUGGCAGAGAAGCUCAGCCGCCUCUUCAUCAACGUGCGCCAGGUCCCCCAGCUGCUGGUCCCCCCAGUGCCCACCACUGUCAGCAGCUCCGAGGUGCCGAGGGUUUUCUGGAAGCCUUACAUCCACACCGGCUACCGCCCGGUGCACCAAACCUGGAGCUAUUACUUCUCCACGCUCUUCCAGCAACACAACGAAGCCAUCAAUGUGUGGACUCACCUGGUGGCCACUCUGAUCCUGCUGCUGCGUUUCCAGCAGCUCUCUCAGAGGGUGGAUUUUGGGCAGGACCCGCACGCCCAGCCGCUCCUCAUCAUCAUCACGGCAUCCAUCACCUACCUGACGUUCAGCACACUCGCUCACCUCCUGCAGGCCAAGUCUGAGUUCUGGCACUACUGCUUCUUCUUCAUGGACUACGUAGGGGUGGCCAUCUACCAGUAUGGCAGCGCACUGGUGCACUAUUACUAUGCCAUCGAGCCCAGCUGGCACGAGAGGAUCCAGGGCUUCUUCAUGCCCACGGCUGCGCUGCUGGCCUGGCUGUCAUGUGCAGGCUCGUGCUAUGCCAAGUUCCACUUCCAUCAGUCAGCAUGGCUGCUGAGCCGGCUGUGCCAGGAGGUGCCCUCAGGCCUGGCCUACCUGCUGGACAUCAGCCCUGUUGUGCACCGCAUCUGCACCGCAUCACCUGCGGGGCACACGGACCCGGCUCUGCUGUACCACAAGUGCCAGGUGCUGUUCUUCCUCAUCGGUGCCUUUUUUUUCUCCCAUCCUUACCCAGAAAAGUUGCUCCCUGGGAAAUGCUAUUUCUUUGGGCAGAGCCAUCAGAUUUUUCAUGUUUUCUUGGUGCUUUGCACUCUGGCACAGAUCGAGGCUGUGGUGCUGGACUAUGAGUCCAGGCGGCACAUCUAUUCCUCGCUGCAGGGUGACCUGGCACACCACUUCUCUGCCCUGUGUGUCUUCACUGUGACCUGCUCUGUGCUCACGGCUGCAUACAUGGCACGGAAGGUGAAGGACAAGCUGAGCUUCAAAGAAGACUGAGGUCCAGGGCAGAGUGGGGGAUGCUAUGGCCAAAGCUGCAUGCUCUAAGGAGAGGAAGAAGCGCUUUGCAAACAGUCACUUGGCACUGCUCUCCCUGGGGAGGGAGAAUAAGAGCUGCUCUUCGUGCUUUUUAAUUCAGAAUUAGUCCCAUCUUAUUCAUGAAAUAGUGCACUGAUUUAAUUCCGAUAUCUGAAUAAACAGAACCAUGUGGCAGUGUGGUGCAGCCUGGUCUCUGCUGAGCCCUGUGUGCUUUGUCCUGGGGGUCCCCACAGCUGUCCCCUCCACCCCAUGUCAGCAGCAGCAGUGGGGCUGCAUACCUCUCACCUGGGGCAGCUGCAGAUGGGAUGUCUGCAUGGCCUCUCCCAGCCCUGCUUGCAUCUCUGCGUGUCUCCAGGAAGGCUGUGGGGAGCAGUGUGUUGCAAUGCAGGUGAACGAUGAGCACUGCUCCCCCACCUUGGCUAAAGAUGUUAUCUUGCAGGACACUGUCCAGUUGCUCAGAUAUGAGCUGCCUUUGGUAAAUCUGUGCUGUUUUUCCCAAUCCCCUGCUUUGUUUGUGUGGUAGUAAUUUCCAGGAGGACUCGCUCUGUUGCUUUCCUGGGGUCUGAAGGGUGAUCUGGUGGGGACUGAGACCUGGGGGAUCCGGAGGAGCUCUGCACCCCUGCACAACAGCAGUGCACUGCCUCGAUGGGGCAAAGCACAGAACCCAGAUCUGAGCAGUGCAGGGCAGCUGAGAGCCACAACUGCUGCCCUCCGGCUCCAGCACAGCUGUUGCUCAGUGUCAACUGGUGCUGUGCCAACCACUUUUUGUUUGAAGGUGCUGAGGCAUGUCAGGCUGGUAUUUCUUAGCUGUAGGAAUGGCAUUUAAAUGUUGCCACCUUUAAUCUACAAAAUUCCUAAACUGGGAAAUCCUGAAUAUUACUGAGCUGUCUCUCAGCUUAGUGUGGAACAUUGGGUGCCCUGCUGCCUUGCAAGGAGCUCUUUGCAAAGGAUUGAGGAACUUGUGCAGGAACAAAAAACAUCCCCAGUAGAAAUGCUGCAUGCUGCCUAAGCUUAAAAAUAACCAAUGACCAAAAACCACCUUCAUCCUCAGGGCAUCCUCAGAAAUAGUGCUUAGGAAAGCAGACCCACCAGUCUGCAUCUACUGAUUUGCAUGGAUAUCAAUAACAAUUGAUCCCAUACACCAGCACUGAGAAUGGUGAAAUGUCAGCAGUGUAUCUCUAUACAGCAAUCUGCCUCCUAACACGGUACUGCUGCAUUUUGCAAUCAUGGACAAUGUUAAGUAGUAUGAUUGUCCAAAUUUGUUGGUAUUGCAGUUCAUCCUUUGUGACCCUGACGUAACCAUGGAAACAGAACCAUCAGAGUGAGUCUGCGCUGUGCUGACAGCCCGUGGGACGUUGCUGAUGUCUGUGCUCUGGUUAUCCAGUUGGUCGUUGUGGGUCAGACAAAUUGAGUAGGAAAUAAAAAUCAAUUCUGCA
This is a messenger RNA of Phasianus colchicus (ring-necked pheasant), 4638 nucleotides long. RefSeq names its product progestin and adipoQ receptor family member 7 (gene PAQR7). Gene Ontology annotation, molecular function: steroid binding; nuclear steroid receptor activity. Gene Ontology annotation, cellular component: plasma membrane. Lineage: Eukaryota; Metazoa; Chordata; Aves; Galliformes; Phasianidae. The record is from RefSeq and is a predicted model, not a curated record. Gene Ontology annotation, biological process: response to steroid hormone.